Molecule: messenger RNA, 591 nt
Organism: Sphenostylis stenocarpa
Lineage: Eukaryota; Viridiplantae; Streptophyta; Magnoliopsida; Fabales; Fabaceae
Source: the annotation of a GenBank genome assembly
AUGGAACCGCAUUCGGUUCGACGAAUCGUCGUCGUUUUUGUAACCCUCUCCUUCUUCUCCCUCCCACUCCUUGCUGUUUCAACAGGUUUGGGUGGUGGGACUACUCUUAAAGGAACCAUGGCGUCCAUCUCAUCGCGUGCUGUAGAGGAAGGGACGAAGAAGCUUCAUAGCUCGCAUCGCAAACUUCUUACCAGUGAGAGGGAAUUUGAUUUGGUUUUGAAGAGAAAAGAUUCGGGGUUUUGUGCAGGCAGUGGAAAGAUGGAACCUAACCGAAUAUGGGGUGAGAAAUGCAGCAAGUCUGAUAUAGUGAUAAACCAGGGUCCCACGGCCCCACUCCCAAGUGGCAUUCCCACGUACACAGUGGAGAUCAUGAACAUGUGUGUGAGCGGAUGCGACAUCUCUGGCAUUCACCUGAGGUGCGGCUGGUUCAGUUCUGCACGCCUCAUCAACCCCAAGGUCUUCAAGCGCCUCCGAUACAACGAUUGCCUCGUCAAUGAUGGCAGACCCUUGAUCAACGGUGCCACCAUUUCAUUCCAAUAUGCCAACACCUUCCUCUACCCUCUCUCCGUUUCCUCUGUCAUCUGUGUCUGA